Messenger RNA from Ziziphus jujuba (common jujube), 1167 nucleotides. Its product is annotated as ras-related protein RABH1e. Gene Ontology annotation, molecular function: GTPase activity; GTP binding. NCBI's taxonomy places the organism in Eukaryota, Viridiplantae, Streptophyta, Magnoliopsida, Rosales, Rhamnaceae. The transcript has 6 exons. The coding region runs from base 164 to 787 and encodes 207 amino acids. The record is from RefSeq and is a predicted model, not a curated record.
CUCUCUCUAAAUCUGUAUAUAAAUAGAUUAAACUCAAAAUAAUAAACAUUUGGUCAUUUUCUCUCUCAUCUUCAACAUUUCCAUAACAAAAAAGAAUUUUCUGAGAUUCAGAUCCAAUUCAGAUCCAUUUUUGUUCGGAUUUGAAGCUCAAACAAUCAGAGAAAUGGCGACGGUGUCCCCUCUGGCUAAAUACAAGCUCGUAUUCCUUGGCGAUCAAUCGGUCGGAAAAACCAGCAUUAUCACCCGCUUCAUGUACGACAAAUUCGACACAACGUAUCAGGCGACCAUUGGAAUUGAUUUUUUGUCAAAAACAAUGUACCUUGAAGAUCGUACAGUUCGUUUACAGCUUUGGGAUACUGCAGGACAAGAAAGAUUUAGGAGUCUCAUACCGAGCUACAUCAGGGAUUCCUCUGUUGCAGUAAUUGUCUAUGACGUAGCAAAUAGGCAGUCAUUCCUGAACACCAAUAAGUGGAUUGAGGAAGUACGCACAGAGCGAGGCACUGAUGUUAUCAUCGUCCUAGUCGGGAACAAAACUGAUCUUGUUGAUAAAAGGCAGGUUUCUAUAGAGGAAGGGGAUUCCAAGUCUCGUGAGUUUGGAGUUAUGUUUAUAGAAACCAGUGCUAAAGCAGGAUUUAAUAUCAAGCCUCUCUUCCGUAAGAUUGCGGCUGCAUUGCCCGGGAUGGAGACUCUUUCUUCAACAAAACAGGAAGAUAUGGUGGACGUAAAUCUCAAGCCGACAGUCAAUACAUCCCAGACAGAGCAGCAAGGAGGAGGUUGCGCAUGCUAGGUUAAUUAUUUGUGUCAACAGAUGAAAAGAAUCAUUUAGGACAGCUGAUAAGUCAGGCAGCAGAUUCUGAGAUCAGUUUCUCUUACAGCAAGAUCGGUACACUCUGUAGUGGUGCUUCCCUGUUCGAAUAUACAAUUAGGUCCUUUUUGUGAGUGUUUUGAGAACAAAGGCUGAGUAAUGAUUUUGUUAUGACAUACUUGGAGUGACAUUUUGGUUAUGUACAACACUUCCUCUCAAAUUGUUUUAGCAGUAUUCUUCUUUGAACUUAUCUUGAUAUUUGCUAGAAAUUUAUAAACAGUAUCAAUUCAUUCAUUGUAGAAAAUUUUCAUGGAGCCAGUCAAUACGGUGUGAAUACAAUGUUGAAAGCUUACUUUUUGGUA